This is a messenger RNA of Dioscorea cayenensis subsp. rotundata (Guinea yam), 765 nucleotides long. RefSeq names its product expansin-A23-like. Gene Ontology annotation, biological process: plant-type cell wall organization. Gene Ontology annotation, cellular component: extracellular region. NCBI's taxonomy places the organism in Eukaryota, Viridiplantae, Streptophyta, Magnoliopsida, Dioscoreales, Dioscoreaceae. The transcript is spliced from 2 exons. The record is from RefSeq and is a predicted model, not a curated record. The coding region runs from base 1 to 765 and encodes 254 amino acids.
AUGGCCAAAACUUUGGGUUUUUUCAUGGCUUUGAUUGCAAUGGCAUCAAUGGCAGUAGGAAGGGACAGUACUGGUUGGGAGAAUGCCUUUGCUACUUUCUAUGGUGAUAUCAGUGGAGGAGAAACCAUGGAAGGAGCAUGUGGAUAUGGAGAUCUAUUCAAACAAGGAUAUGGUCUAGACACUGCAGCAUUAAGCACUACAUUAUUCAACAAUGGUCACACGUGCGGCGCAUGCUAUGAACUCAAAUGCACAAACAAUCCAGAGUGGUGCAUCAAUGGAAAAACCACAACCAUAACAGCCACCAACUUCUGCCCACCAAACUGGUCCAAACCAAGUGACAUGGGAGGCUGGUGCAACCCUCCAAGAAAACACUUUGACAUGGCCAUGGCUGCAUUUUUAAAGAUUGUAAAAGGUACCAAAGUUGGGAUUGUUCCAGUGCAGUAUAGGAGAGUGAAGUGUGUGAAAAAGGGAGGGAUUAAGUUUGAGAUUAAGGGUAACCCUUAUUGGAAUCUUGUUUUGGUAUAUAAUGUUGGUGGUGUUGGGGAUGUGAAGGGUGUUUGGGUGAAGAAGAUGGGGGAUGUUAAGAGUGGGUGGAUUCAGAUGACUAGGAACUGGGGACAGAAUUGGGAAACUGGUGAGGGGUUGAGAAGAUGGAGAUUGUCUUUUAGGGUUACUGUUAGUGAUGGUAGGACUCUUAAUGCUUUGGGUGUUGUUCCUGCUAAUUGGAACUUUGGUCAGAGUUUUGAGAGCAAAGUUCAGUUCUAA